Cylindrotheca closterium is the source of this 630-nucleotide messenger RNA. NCBI's taxonomy places the organism in Eukaryota, Bacillariophyta, Bacillariophyceae, Bacillariales, Bacillariaceae. The record is from the annotation of a GenBank genome assembly.
AUGAAGAAGAGGGCUGAUGCUGAGUAUGAUUUCUUGGAUUUCUGGGAAGCGAAUCAAAAUUUCUUUGCUAUGAAGCAAGGAACAACCAAAAACUUGAUGCAUUUCAAGGAACGAUUCUUGAGACAGGCUGAAGUCCUGCAAGAUCUAUAUGGCAUGGCCUGGUUCCGAGAUUUUGCAGUCAAGACGAAAGCGUAUACUGCUAUUGCUAGCACCAAUACUGCUGCUCAAAACAAGUUCAAGGAUGAUAUCUUUGAAGCCGUUCUUGCAACAGGAUUUCUAUGCAACUGCAAUCGAACGAGAACAGCUCCUCUGAUGCUGGAUCUUCAGACAAUCUAUUGCAGAGAAGUGGAUUACUAUCCAAAGACGGUCAGCAAAGCACAAGAUAUGUUGAAGAUUCACAUGAAAGUGAGUAAAAAUCCGGGAGUGAACCUCUACCAAGGAAAAGACCAACCUAAUAAAGGUAAAGGUGCUAUCAAGGGAAAGGAUGAGAAUGGCUAUAAUGUCUAUCUUAUUCCAUGUCCUGCUGGUACAACAAAUGUCGAACUUCAAGCACUCCAAGACAAGUCAAGGCUGCGAUGGAAGCGAGAAGUGCAAUGGACAUACUCAAUGCUCCAAGCACCAAAAGUCUGA